Messenger RNA from Belonocnema kinseyi, 4902 nucleotides. It is a transcript of the gene dlt, whose product is annotated as codanin-1. The transcript is spliced from 13 exons. The record is from RefSeq and is a predicted model, not a curated record. Bases 191 to 4792 code for a protein of 1533 amino acids. Gene Ontology annotation, cellular component: nucleus. NCBI's taxonomy places the organism in Eukaryota, Metazoa, Arthropoda, Insecta, Hymenoptera, Cynipidae. Gene Ontology annotation, biological process: chromatin organization.
UUUGUAAGAUGUAAUAAUUUCAUGAUGGUUUUCAUUAUUUCGUUUUUGUUUUCGGCGUUCUGAAAGGAUGCAGUUCAGUAAAUAAACAAUUAGGCCAUUAUUAAUUCUCUGCUGUCCAAUAUUUUAUUGUGAAUGCCCUCUUUUUAAUAAGAUCGGUGUAUAAGUGUUUUUAGAAAAUCAGUGAGCCAAAAUGGCUCAAGAAAUUUUAAAUAACGUUUUAAAUUCAAAAAUUCCACCUGAAGAAGUCAUUAAAUGGUUAACAACGGAUAUCCAGCAGAAGCUAAAUUGGGUGGAUAUAAAUCAGAAUUCGACGCGAGCGGAAUUCGUAGCCUAUUUCCUGAAUUUCCUGAGGGACGAAUUUACAAGCGCUCAGCAAGCUGCGAACGUGAAACAGACUCCUUCUAAAAAGACAUUAGCUCUCUGUACAACGGACGGUGUAAUUAUCACCGAGCCAAAUAAAAUUGACAAAUCUCAUCAAAAAGAUUCGUUAAAAAGCGAAAAUGUUGAUAGAUCUGGAAGAGCUGUGAAAAUUGGCUCUGAUGGUCGAGAAAACAUGGAAGUUUUCGAACAUCGGAAUAAUGAAAGCCGACAGUUUGUAAAUGACGUUUUUGCGACUUCGAAAGUAAAUACUUCUACACCAGUGAUUAAAAAAAGGAUUUCCCUCCAGAGCGUACCCAUGACAUCCGCUAAUUUGAGCAAAAGUAAUCUUAAUUUUUCUAAAAGUAAUGAUUCGAAAAUUUUUAGCGAUCCUCGUCAGCAGAGAGAAAAUAAUUUGUCGUUGAAGGUUGAAUUCGAUUCAGUUCGAUCUUUCAAUAUAACAAGUCCCAACAAUAGAAGCGUUGACAUUGUUUUAACAGAUUCUAACAGGACUUUAUCACCUUCUAAUAAUUCUUUUCCAACUUUAACGAGAGAUCAAUCUAGCAGUUUGAGUGCCUCUUUUUUGUCUCAAAAUUGCAAUCAAUCUGAGUGUACCGAAAAUUCUUCACACACUUCCGGAAGUUCUGUUAAAAGUGAUCUACAGCUUUCUAGCUCUCCGUUGUUACUGAAUCGAAGUCAGAAUCCUAUUUCCCCGUUGUAUAGUCAGAGUAUGACGGAGAAACCAAAAAAAUCGCAGAAAUUACACAACAAAUCGUCGGAAAAACAUGCUAGAAAAAAUAGCAACUUUCAGCACAGUACUCCGGAACAAUCGAUGAAUUCUUCGCAAAAAAGUGUGAAAUCUUCCUCGAGACAAAAUCUGAGUCUUGCCGAUUUUAUAACUAUUGACACACGUUCUUCGAAGAAGAGCGGCAAAAAAAGUAAUCAGAAGACACCGGUUUUAAGGCACAGCAGAGAAGACGAGGCAGUUUCUAAAUUGACACCUUUUUUGACUGAUGAAAGCUUUCCUGAAGUGGGACAGAGUUUUGAGAAAAGGAGAAGAAUCAAGCCGACAAAGUUGGAAAUUUCUGAUGACAAAGGAAAUAAAGAGAAUGCAGUUUUUGGCGUAGUUAAACGGCCCGUAGCAACUAAUCCGCAUUUCUCAGAAGUCCAAUCCACGGACCAACCCUCGGAUAAAAUUUCCUUCGAGGCGGAAAGAGACUUGUUGAGAUUGGAGAGGCAGAAGAAACCGGAAGGCGCAGUUGACAAUAAAAUUGGCGACCUCGACGUCCCAAUUAAAAUAUUAUUGAAAACAGCAAGAAAGCCCGUUUUCACAAAAUCAAUUGUCGUGCCAUCCAUAGCAAUGGUUGAUCGAAUAGAAGUAUUAAAUUCCUUGGUAUACUUGUACAGCGCCUUCAUCGACCACAAUUUAAUUUCUAAUCCAAUGACUGAACUCUAUUUCAUCGUUUCGCUCAUUACUUCUCAAUAUUUGCUUCAAAGUCCAGGAAAAUCUGCAAUUAAAGAUCCCCAUGCAAACUGCAUUAAGCUGGAUAAAUCCGAGGAUUUGGACAAAGAUCUUGGAUGUGCAAUUCUCAGCGAUGAUGAUAAGGAAAACGAUUUUCUUGUCCAAUCCGCUGAAAAUAGUAAGUUGUUGCUAGAAACUGAUGAGAAACUGAAAGAAUUGUCCUUGGAUAAAUCCAAGUUGUUGGAUAAAAUUCCUGAUGAAGAAGACACUGCUGUGCAUUUGAAAACGAGUUUAAAAAAUGAUGAUCUGCCUCUGGGCACUCCGCACAAUAGUGUUUAUUUUUCGACGCGGGUUUUAAACGAACAGAAAAGUUUGCUGAAGUCACUGGACAGAGUUACGCUGAAAUUACUUUCGGAAAAUGUGAAUAUUGCUGCAUUUCUGCCAGAGUUAAAGGAUUAUUUGGAAAAGUUGUACCACUUGAAACUUGGCGAACUGAAUCGUACGAACAAGCCGUUCAAUCUGAGUAUUGCGGAUCCAAAUGUUUGUUUUCAAAUAGAUACUGACAAUAGGGAAACAUUUCCCUCUGCAAUUGCAUUUCAAUGCUUUAGGAAACAACGCGAUUUGUUCUACGAGAUACUGAAAAUAUGGGAGGAAAAUCACACGAAAACUAACUGGAACUUUUCCUUGGCGUUGAGUGGAAAAAUUAAAUCCAUGCUGACUUUGCACAGCGAUGUGACAAAUCAUUCUCAUAUUGCGAGACUUUUUAAAUCACAACUACUUAUUUCUUGUAUACAGACUGGACAGCAGGAAGAUUUUUUUGACGACGAAAGUUUGAACAUUCUCAAAUCUCUGAAAGGUUUUAAUCCAGAAAAAUUGACACAACUCAAGGAAAGAUUAGUGACUCCAUUGUCAUCGAAGGGACCCGUUCCUGAACCAACUUUUUCCGGAGUGCAGGAAUUUUACAAAAAUUUUAUUCUUUUUGCUUUUAAUCCCAUGUUUUAUGCACACUUGGAAGACUGCCUUAUUCAUGAAAUCAUGGAUUUAAAUGAAGCUCAAUUUACGGGAAGUGAUAUUGAAGAUUCAGAGACAAUGGUUGAUGAACGAACAAAACAGAAUUUUAUUACUUGUUUAUCGAGUCUGCGAAUCCUCGCUAAGUUUACGGGUUUUCUGGUAUCCCUGCCAUAUCGGUCAACAACGAGUGCUUUGGAAGAGGUGAUAAAUGCUCAAGUUGCUCUACGAAAGAGAUUUGUACCCUCCAUGGAUUUAAAAUGUUGUCUCGAAGAGGCUUUGAUUCACGGAAAAUUGUCGCUGACAAUACCAUGGAUUGUCGAAUAUUUAUCUCAAAUGGACGCAGCAUCUCUUCGUUUAGCCUAUUAUACACAAUUGCUAGAAAUGCUCUACUGCAUUUACAGGAUUUCACAUUCCGACAAUCUUGCCACUAGCAGACAAUUUAUGUCGCCACAAACCUCAGUUCUGAUACGAUUUUCAAUUGGCUGGUUGUUUGAAUUACCGAAUUUCCCGAUAAAUCUUUAUUUCACCUGGCAGUCGAGUCACACUUCGAAAAAAUUGAAAACGAUUUGUCAACUGGAGAAGCCGAAAAUGGAGGUUUCGGUUGUUUCUGACAAAAGGAAUCUGAGUUUGGACAAAUUAGACAUUAUUGACGACAGGGUUUUAUACUGCUGUUGUCCAUAUUUGGCCGAGUUUAAAGUUCUCUUGACAACAGGAAAUUCGCAGACGAUUAACAACCAAUCAAACAGACACAUUACUCCCGUUUCUAGUCAACUUCCGAACACAGCCGACAGUGCGAACAUUAAAAAUUUGGAGUUUCAGUUAGAAGAAGCAUUCUUUCAUGGUCAUCCAGCUUCAACUCGCAAAACUGUUGAAUUUGUAUCUGAAAGAGUUGCAUCUACUUGCGUUAAGUACAUUUGCAAUUCUUUGCUGCCUUCCGCUAGAGAGAAAAGUUUGAAUGGAUUACGGAAAGUGAUAGAAGAAAAAUACAGCAAAAAUUUUGAAGAUGAUCCUAAUUCUCUAAAGACUCUUAUGAUGAGCGAUAUGAAUGCAUUGGCCGCGAGUCUUUCGAAACAGGUUAAGAAACAGUGUGAGGAAGUGAUUCCGCCGAUGUGCAAAAAACGUGCCUCACAAUCCAUCGAAUCCCUUUUGGCCGAAGAUACUUUGUUGCCCGUUCAACAAACCUGCAUUCAGAUUGCGAUUCGAAUGGCCACUGAUCGUAUUCGCCAGUGGAUUCAAUCCCACAUUGUCGGUGGAUCAUUAUUUAUGCGAGAUAUGGAGUCUGAAAUUAAUCGAUUGGUGAAAAGUGAUAGUUCUUCACGCACUGCUGGCGAUGACAAUCAUAAUCCUGAUGGCGCUUGUCCUACCGAUGUUCUUGACGAUCUUCGGGCUUUCAUGUGGGAAUUAUUAGACAACAGAGGUGAAUCUUUUUCACUGGAAACUGUUUCUAAAAUAUUGGACCAACUCUGUUCUUGUUUUACUGAACGAGCCGAUUUACUUCACGGGCCUGAGAAUUGUUUACGUGCAUUGAGUGUCGAUUUAGCCAUCUUUUUAGUCGCUCAUCGAAUGGAUUUUUUUACUCCCGAAAUACAAGGAAAUUUUGUGAAAUUUUGGAAGAUCAGUUUGAAAAAAAUACCUCAUUCGGAAUCGCCUUUAUUAACAUUGUUAAGUCCGAGGAAUAUAUUGAUUUUGGAGGAAGCUAAUCAUGACGAAGUUUGGCUGAAAUGUGGAGAAUUUAUAAAGUUGUUGUUAAAAGAAGAGAUUUUAAGUCUAGAAUCUCUAUGCGAUCAAAGCGUUAAACUUUUGAGACAAGACUGGGCAACGGGAACGAUGCAAAAUUUAUCAAAGUGCCUACAAUUAGGAAUAGUUGAUUACCAAGCGGCUGACGAACAAAUGGAAAGAAUUAAGUAUCUCAUCCGUUGGAUUGCAGAAACUUAUUACCGCAUCGACAAUCUGGAUGAGUAAAUGUGAAAUAAUAUUAUUGCAGAUCGUUGAAAUAUUUUAAGUGAAUUUCAAGAUUCUUGUUAAUGUACAUAAAUUUACAAUUUAAGCUUUUUUUCGUUCGUGAGAAGGUG